GUAGCGUCCCCGGCGAAUCCGGAGCAACGAUGCCCAGCGCAUCGGGUCAGUUUGGCACACAGACAAUGAAGAAGAUUGGACAUCGGAGUGUAGACUCUACAGGGGAGACCACAUAUAAGAAGACCACGUCUUCUGCACUGAAAGGAGCCAUCCAGCUCGGCAUCACACACACGGUCGGCAGCCUUAGCACCAAGCCUGAGAGAGAUGUCCUAAUGCAAGACUUCUAUGUGGUAGAGAGUAUUUUCUUCCCCGCCGAGGGCAGCAAUCUCACCCCUGCCCAUCACUACAAUGACUUCCGAUUCAAGACGUACGCUCCAGUUGCUUUCCGCUACUUUCGGGAGCUCUUUGGCAUUCGGCCAGACGAUUAUUUGUAUUCCCUGUGUAAUGAACCCUUGUUCGAGCUGUGUAAUUCUGGAGCCAGCGGGUCCCUCUUUUAUGUGUCCGGGGAUGACGAGUUUAUCAUUAAGACGGUUCAGCACAAGGAGGCUGAGUUCUUGCAGAAGCUGCUGCCUGGAUAUUACAUGAACCUGAAUCAGAACCCCCGGACCCUCCUACCCAAAUUCUAUGGGCUAUACUGUGUCCAGGCAGCCGGGAAGAACAUCCGGAUCGUAGUUAUGAACAAUUUACUGCCCAGGUCAGUGAAGAUGCAUCUGAAGUACGAUCUGAAGGGCUCCACUUACAAGAGACGUGCAUCAGCCAAAGAGAGAGAGAAAAGCUUCCCCACCUUCAAGGACCUGGACUUCUUGCAGGACCUGCCAGACGGACUCUUCCUGGACCCUGAUAUGUACAGUGCCCUUUGCAAGACCAUCCAGAGGGACUGCCUGGUGCUGCAGAGUUUCAAGAUCAUGGACUACAGCUUAUUGGUCGGCGUCCACAAUAUGGACCAUGCGCAGAGGGAGCACGCGGUGACGGAUGGAAUGCAGGCCGACACGCGCAGACCACUCACGCAGAAGGCCCUGUAUUCCACCGCCAUGGAGUCCAUCCAGGGAGAGGCACGACGAGGGGGCCCCAUCGAGACAGAUGAUCAGAUGGGCGGUAUACCAGCUCGCAAUACCAAGGGAGAGCGCCUCCUGCUCUAUAUUGGAGUCAUUGACAUUUUGCAGUCCUACAGGUUCAUCAAGAAGCUAGAACACUCCUGGAAGGCUCUGGUUCACGAUGGGGACACGGUUUCCGUUCACAGACCCGGAUUUUACGCAGAGCGUUUCCAAAAGUUUAUGUGUGCCACGGUGUUUAAGAAAAUUCCACUGAAAGCCUCGCCAUCGAAGAAGAGCCGGACAAUGCCAGGGGUGACACGCAGAGCGACCCAGGCUAUGAUCCCCACCCAGCUGCAGCUGUCUGAUGAAAACAAGCAGUACCUGGGGCCAGAGGCGGAGUCGGACCAGGGCGCUCUGUAUGGGCGGCCAGAUGUACUGCCUCGGACGCCUCCUGUAGACGAAGCGGCAAGUGAUUCAUUGGCUACCACCCUGUCCACAUCCUCGCUGGGCAGCGGCGGCCUGAACUCUCCUGCACACAGGUCGGUGGGGGUGGAAGUGCACAAAGCUGAAGCGACAGAACAAGAAUUGUACAUGCGGGAGAGACCAGAGUCGGGGAAGACAGGAGAAGAGGAGGAUGAAGAUGACGGAAUUCUGGACCCCAAUCAGAUAGAGACGGAGAUCAGCUUUUGAGAUGGGUUCCGCUGUUUAAGACGUUUCACUCCUGGACCGCUGGAGCUUCCCACGGCCUCUGACUGGUCCGCGCUGCUGAGCUGACGUCCAGACUUGACCAGCGCUGCAGUAUGUGUGGACGGGGGGAGGGGCCCGGCGCCCGCCCCCCUUCCUUUAUCACUGACAGGACGCUCUGCCACCACCAUGCCCAUGGUGAAUGUUACAAGCGGGGAAGGGGUGCCUCCUCUUCUGAUUUGCCUUACCCUUCACGAGGAGCUCCCCUCCUCCCGCUCUCCCCUCCCCUCUUUGUUUUUUUUCCUGGAUUCACCUUUUCCUAUUUAAUCUAUUUUUUUUAAGUAGACAAGUUACCUGGGACUUCUGCUGUUCUUGAUGCUGCGUUGAGUAAACUCGGACCAAAAAAAAACAAAAAAAACUGAGAAAGCAUUUGCUGCCUAAUUUUUGGGGUCACCACCCCUCACCCCUCUACUCCCACUCCAGCGUGACAAGCUGUGACCUCAUCAUACGGUGUUACCAUCACAAUUUACCUCCUCCAAUCAAUCGUUACCGUGGAGCUGGUGUAACCAAACCCCCUUUGCUGUGUGCCAACUUCUUCUCCUACCUGAGGCGUCCUCCCGGAUCUGCAGCCGUCACCUUCCUUGUCAUUUUAAUCUUUGCAAUAAUUUGGCCCCGCCCC
This is a messenger RNA of Nanorana parkeri, 2337 nucleotides long. RefSeq names its product phosphatidylinositol-4-phosphate 5-kinase type 1 alpha (gene PIP5K1A). Gene Ontology annotation, biological process: phosphatidylinositol metabolic process. Gene Ontology annotation, molecular function: phosphatidylinositol kinase activity. The transcript has 15 exons. Bases 30 to 1664 code for a protein of 544 amino acids. The record is from RefSeq and is a predicted model, not a curated record. Lineage: Eukaryota; Metazoa; Chordata; Amphibia; Anura; Dicroglossidae.